Molecule: messenger RNA, 1530 nt
Organism: Nothobranchius furzeri (turquoise killifish)
Lineage: Eukaryota; Metazoa; Chordata; Actinopteri; Cyprinodontiformes; Nothobranchiidae
Gene: best4
Product: bestrophin 4
Molecular function (GO): chloride channel activity
Source: RefSeq, a predicted model, not a curated record
AGACUUUUCUGGUGAAUCUAGCUUGAUCGCAGGUGUGUUUGCUUCUGGCUGCAGGUUCCCAGGACUUCCGAGCAGAAUCAUGACUGUUUCCUACUCUCUAGAGGUGGCCAGUGCCAGGUUUUGUGGCUUCUCCAGGCUCCUGUUCAGGUGGAAGGGGAGCAUCUACCGGCUGCUGUAUAAAGAGUUCCUGGUGUUUUCUUUUGUUUAUCUCUUCUUCAGCAUCUUUUACAGGUUCCUCAUGACUCCCAAGCAGCAGGACCUGUUCGAGCGCAUCGCCCUUUACUGUGAUCAGUUCACCAACACCAACUUCAUCCCUGUCCUGUUUGUUCUGGGUUUCUACGUGACUCUGGCCUUUAACCGCUGGUGGGGUCAGUACACCAGCUUCCCUCUGCCUGACAACCUGAUGAUGGUGGUGUCAGGAAACGUCCACGGCGCAGACGAGAGGGGACGCCUACUGAGACGAACCCUCAUGAGAUACGCCAACUUAUCUUCGGUCCUGAUUCUGCGCUCCAUCAGCACCAGAGUUCUCAAGCGGUUCCCAACUCUGGAGCACAUCGUGGAGGCUGGAUUCAUGACAACACAGGAGCUGAAGAAGUUUGAGUCUCUGCACUCGGAUUUCAACAAGUACUGGAUGCCUCUGACGUGGUUCUCCAACCUGGCGUCCAGAGCCAGAGAGGAGGGGCGGGUGAGGGACGACAUCUCUCUGAGGCUGCUGAUGGACGAGCUGAAUAACUACAGAGCAAAGUGCAGCCUGCUGUUCCACUACGACUGGAUCAGUAUCCCUCUGGUCUACACUCAGGUGGUAACCAUUGCGGUUUACUCGUUUUUUGCCUUCUGUGUGAUUGGCCGACAAUUUCUGAACCCUGAGAAAGGGUACAGCGGUCACAAACUGGACAUGUACGUGCCAGUUUUCACCCUGAUGCAGUUCUUCUUCUACACCGGCUGGCUGAAGGUGGGAGAGCUGAUAAUUAACCCAUUUGGUGAAGACGAUGACGACUUUGAAACCAAUCAGCUGAUUGACAGAAACAUUCAGGUGUCCAUGCUGGCGGUGGAUGACAUGUACCAGAACCUGGCUCCAAUUGUGAAGGACAAACACUGGUCCCAGAGACACUUCUCUGUCCCUUACACUCAGUCAACAGCAGCAGAGACUCUCAGACCAGUUUUCAAAGGAUCCACCUUCGACAUGAGGAUGAGUGCUGAAGAUCUUGAGAUUCACCAGCCGACAGAUGUGUCUGUAAACAAGCAGUAUUUACCACUUCAGAGCUCCAUUGCUGAUGGCUUUGAUGGUCUCCUGCAGAAGAGUAAAGGGAUCCUUCACAGAGGGAGCCUUCCUCAGCUGAUAGACAUCAUGACUCUCCCAGAUGAAGAUGAUGAGGCCAAUGUAGCUGACAAAGAUGCCACCAAUCACAAGGAACAAGUGCAGACAGUGGUUUCAGCUGCACUGUAAAACAUAUACUGAGAAAUAAGAAUAGUCAUCAUGUUUUUCUGCAAAGAAAACUUAACAAAUGUAAAUAAAACUUUUAAAAAUGC